CCUAGCAUUACCCACCCGUUGGGACCAGCGCCAUUGCAUGACCAUGCAUUUACAGCAGCUCCGGCGCCGCUGGAAGUGCCUAUUUCCCCGGACCCAUGUUGGCGGUUCUUGUAUCAGAGAACUCCAUGGGGUAUUCAUAUUGCAUCAACCACCAGAAUCUGGCUAUAGAGACGAUUAGGUCAGGUAACGAACUAGAAGAGGAGCGGCUGACUAAGAAAGGGGGCCAAACGCAGUUUAAUCGCUGAAGUCUUCGUUGACGCAUCAGGUAACUAUUUUUCGUCUUGCAACUCAUUGUCAAUCCCGCAGCAUUCGCUCCGACGCCAAAGGACCUACCUGAUUAUGACGGGAAAUCGGCCGAGCAGAUCCCGGACUGGGUGCAUUACUUGUCGAAUUCGACGGGUGAAAUGUGAUGAAGAACGGCCGCACUGUCGACGAUGUCGGUCGACGGGUCGAAAAUGCGAUGGAUACCUGUCACCACAACAGAAGCAGCAGCAGCAACAGGCGAGAAAGGCCUCCCCUGAGCUGCGCAUCAUCCAGCAUACGCCGCAGGUGACUAUCCCAACGCACAUGUGGAUGUUCCCCGCAGUAAACAAGAUGCUCAAUGAAGAUGAGUACCGCUCGUUGGAAUUCUUCCACGCCCAGACCAUCUCGUGUUUCGGAGCUCGGGCCGGAGGGAGUUUACUCAACGCCGCAUGCCACGACGCCGGAAUCCGACUCGCUGCUAUUGCGCUGGGAACUAUGCACCGCCUUGUACUGUACCGUGAGGAAACGCUCCCGCAUGUCCAUACGAGGGGCAUGCAGCUCGCUCUGCAGCAGUACAACUCGGCUAUUCGACGAGGACUGAACUAUUUUCCUCGCGACGGCGCAGAUGUUUCAGCAGACGGUAUUCUGUCCAUGUGCGUGCUCUUCUUCUGCUUUGAGAGUCUGCAGGGUCACUUCCGAGCGGCCUUGCGGCACGGCGCCGCGGGGUUGCGUAUUCUCGCCCAGCAGCAACUAGAAGGACGGUUGGUGGAUAACGCGCUUUUGCCUCUAAAUGUGAUCCAUUCCAUGUUCGCCGGCUUGGAAGCUCAGAUGCUGGAAAUUGAUGGACAGUCGCCUCUUUCGAAUGGCAUUGGACCACUGAUACGGGGCCUUGGCCACCCGCAACAAACCCUAUGGACGCUCGAAGAGGCCAAUGACUCUUUUCGCCCCAUAUACAAUGAUUUCUUGCGUCUUUUCAGCUUUGCGGACAAGCUCGAAGAGCCCCAGACAGACAUGGAGGCGGCGCGCCUCACCGACCAGGUUCUGGCUCGGUAUCGGCAGGUUCAGGAGGAUAUUGACGCAUGGACGCUAAAUUUCGAGUAUUUCUUAGCUAACCUCUUCUGCUGGAACAGCGCAGACCGCGCAUCGCAACAGUUGGUUCGUAUGCUACAGUUAUGGCGCAGCAUGGUGGGCGUGGUUCUGCAAACGGGGUUGACUCUGAGUGAGACCGUUUGGGAUAAUUAUGUCGCCGAGUUCACUGCCAUGCUGGGCCUCGCAGAGGAGAUCAUCGCCAUGUCUCCUCCCGUGGAAUCACCCUCUGGUUCCCGCAGUCCGCCAGGCGAGCGCAUCUCGACCUUAUCGCCCUCGCCCCCAUCCUCGAGUAUAGCCCCCAAGCACGAACUCUCGCAGCCCAUAACAUACGCCCCAAUCCUCCCGCGCCCACUACACACCACCCCAUCACGCUUCUCAAUAUCUCUUGGUAUUAUCCCAGCGCUCUGGACGAUAGCAACGCACUGCCGAGAUUCUCAUGUCCGCUACCGUGCCAUCGACCUCCUCGGCCGGAGCAACCGGCGCGAAGGCGUAUGGGACUCGAAUCUAUAUUCUCGCCUGGCGCGCCAGAUUGCUCGCCAUGAAGAACAGGCGGUGGGGCUUGAUGUGGGUGCGGUGUAUACACCGGUUUCUAUCCCGCCUGAGGCGCGCGUGACGAUUGAUGGGAGGCUGCAAGAAGGGAGGAGGGCUAGAGUUGUCUAUAUGAGAGGCAAUGUAAGGUUUGAAGAGGAGGUUCUCUCGUGGUAAUUGUCUCAACAAUGCAUGGGUGGGCAGCCAAGUUUAUUCAGACUCGAGAACAACCCUGGUCUGUGGCUUGGUCAUGAUCUAGUGUCGGCUUCAGGAGACAUUGGCCGCCAGGCUUAAUCAACUGUCGCUUUCUUCGGCAAAAGGAAUGAGAUAAAGAAUCAGGGUGUCCUGGGACUCUUUUACUUUUACGAUCAGCAAAGAACAGAAGCCACAAGCGGUUUGAGAUGGAGCGCGCCGAAACUGCGCCGCGCCCACGACAGAGGGGCUACGCAAAUGACCUCCUGAAAGUGACAACGGACAUGACCAGCGGGGAAAGGAGCCAGGUACGUACAGGGAUAUUCAAGAGCAUUGGAACAUGCUAUAUCAAUUAAAUGAAAUAAGAGGUUACGGGCUCUGCUACGGAAUCGCAACAGGAGUCGGUACAAUCGUGCAGAGGGGGGAUCCUGGGUAUAUUAAUGGGUAGCUAGGUGUUGUUACUCCUCGGUUCAGCAAAUGAUAUAUUAGCUAUUUGCUUUGAUCAAGAAUGGUGAUUCGACUUGAAUAGUCAUAUACCUGGGCUAUUACUGAUAGGUAC
Molecule: messenger RNA, 2611 nt
Organism: Aspergillus calidoustus
Lineage: Eukaryota; Fungi; Ascomycota; Eurotiomycetes; Eurotiales; Aspergillaceae
Source: the annotation of a GenBank genome assembly